Messenger RNA from Hippopotamus amphibius kiboko, 427 nucleotides. Its product is annotated as protein POLR1D-like. Bases 143 to 427 code for a protein of 94 amino acids. Lineage: Eukaryota; Metazoa; Chordata; Mammalia; Artiodactyla; Hippopotamidae. The transcript has a single exon. The record is from RefSeq and is a predicted model, not a curated record.
UGGAGCCGAGCCUCCGGUCGGCCGGCACCCCCUGAGGAUCCCGGAAGCCGCCCCCGCCAUGUAAGAAGACCAGGAGCUGGAGAGGAAAGCAAUAGAAGAACUGCUUAAAGAAGCAAAACGUGGGAAAACAAGAGCAGAAACGAUGGGACCUAUGUGUUGGAUGAAGUGUCCUCUUGCUGGUACAAAUAAAAGAUUUCUAAUUAACACAAUUAAGAACACACUGCCCUCCCAUAAAGAGCAAGACCACGAACAAAAAGAGGGCAGUAAGGAACCUGCGAAAAGCCAGGACCAGAAGGAGGAGAGCCGGCAGAAGCACAGAGCCCACCCUUACAAGCACAGUGACCACGCUCGGGGCACCACCCGUCAUUCUCUGCCCAGGAAGUGGGGCAGCCAGGAGAAGUCCCAGAAGCGGUCCAGCAAGCGGUGA